AUGGAAGUGUACGUCGAUGACAUGAUCGUUAAGUCAGUUCUGGGGUCGACUCACCACGAGGACCUAUCGGAAGCCUUUGGCAAAAUCCGGAAGCACGACAUGAGGCUCAAUCCGGAGAAAUGUUCUUUCGGAAUACAAGGGGGUAAAUUUUUAGGCUUCAUGAUUACGUCAAGAGGGAUUGAGAUUAAUCCGGACAAGUGCAAGGUGAUAUGGGAGAUGAAGAGCCCAAGCAAUGUGAAAGAGGUGCAGCGGCUAACCGGGCGAAUCGCAGCUUUGUCUCGAUUUCUACCUCAUUCGGGUGAUAAGUCAACUCCGUUUGUCAAAUGCCUUAAGAAGAACGCAGCAUUCGAGUGGAGUCCGGAAUGUGAAGAAGCUUUUACUCGCCUCAAGGAAAUGUUGUCAGCACCACCUGUCCUUUCGAAACCCGUCCAAGGUCUUCCCCUGCAUUUGUACUUCUCCGUGGGAGAUCACGCGAUCAGCUCGGUAUUGCAGAAACCAGAUUUGUCAGGAAGGCUCGUCGCAUGGUCAGUGGAGCUGUCAGAGUAUGGAUUGCAGUAUGAUAAAAGGGGGAGAGUUGGGGCGCAGACCUUGGCAGAUUUUGUGGUAGAAUUGACACCCGAGGAAGGAGAAAGAGUAAACACACAAUGGACGUUGUUCGUCGAUGGUUCGUCGAACGACAACGGAAGUGGAGCCGGAAUCACACUGCAGGGGCCGGGAGAACUGGAGUUGGAGCAAUCUCUUAGAUUCCAGUUCAAGGCCACUAACAACCAAGCGGAAUAUGAAGCUCUAAUUGCAGGACUAAAGCUGGCGAUCGAGGUGCAAAUUGACAGUUUGUUGGUAAGGACGGACUCGUUGUUAGUGGCAAAUCAGGUUAAUGGGGAGUUUCAGGUCAAAGAGCCGGCUUUAAUAAAGUAUCUAGAGCACGUACGGUCGCUUAUGAGUCGAAUAAAGGAGAUUGUGGUCGAGUACGUGCCGAGGACACAAAAUCAAAGGGCUGAUGCCCUAGCUAAGUUGGCUAGCACCAGAAAACCCGGGAAUAACCGAAGCAUGAUUCAGGAAACACUCACCAACCCCAGCAUAGAGGGAGAACUAGUGGCCUCAGUAGAUCGCCAGGCAACUUGGAUGAACCCCAUCAUUGAUAUCUUGGCGGGUGAGCCAGGCGAUGUGAUAAAAUACUCAAAGGCUCAAAGGAGAGAAGCAGUGCAUUACACGUUGCUCGAUGGCAUCCUUUUCAGGCAAGGAUUCACUUCGCCCCUCUUAAGGUGCCUACCGCCAGAAAAGUAUGAGGAUGUCAUGACGGAGGUUCACGAGGGGCAUCCCCUAGGUCAACGCCAGCAACCCCCGGAGGAUCUUCAGCACCUUCCAGCCCAGCAGGUGUAA
Lotus japonicus is the source of this 1380-nucleotide messenger RNA. RefSeq lists its product as uncharacterized. The record is from RefSeq and is a predicted model, not a curated record. Lineage: Eukaryota; Viridiplantae; Streptophyta; Magnoliopsida; Fabales; Fabaceae. The transcript is spliced from 3 exons. Bases 1 to 1380 code for a protein of 459 amino acids. Gene Ontology annotation, molecular function: nucleic acid binding; RNA-DNA hybrid ribonuclease activity.